AUGGCUACUUUUGGGGAUAUAGGGCUUGCAGCUGGCAUAAAUAUUCUAAGUGCAUUGGUUUUCCUUAUAGCAUUUGCCAUCCUACGGCUUCAGCCAUUUAAUGAUAGAGUAUAUUUUCCAAAAUGGUACCUCAAAGGUUUGAGGGAAAGCCCAACACACUCGGGGGCAUUCGUUAAGAAAAUUGUCAAUCUGGACUGGAGAUCAUACAUUAGAUUUCUGAAGUGGGUGCCAGAUGCAAUGAAAAUGCCUGAACCGGAGCUCAUCGAUCAUGCAGGAUUGGAUUCUGCCGUCUACUUGCGAAUUUACUUGCUGGGUUUAAAGAUUUUUGUUCCUGUGACAUUGCUGGCAUGGGCUAUCCUGGUACCAGUCAACUGGACAAAUAAUACCUUGGAGAAAGCUAAUGCAACUAAUAAACUUCAGUACAGUGACAUUGAUAAGCUAUCUAUUUCAAACAUUCCAUUUGGAUCCAACAGGUUUUGGACUCAUAUAGUGAUGGCGUAUGCCUUUACAAUUUGGGCAUGCUAUAUUUUGCGAAAAGAGUAUGCCACUGUUUCAGCAAUGCGUUUACACUUUAUUGCUUCUGAAAGACGUCGCCCUGAUCAAUUUACGGUUCUCGUUAAAAAUGUGCCACCCGAUCCUAAUGAAUCAGUGAGCGAAUCUGUUGAGCACUUUUUCCUUGUCAACCAUCCAGAUCAUUAUCUGACUCAUCAGGUUGUAUGCAAUGCCAAUAAGCUUGCAAAACUGGUCGAGGAGAAGAAAAAAAAGCAAAAUUGGCUUGACUAUUACCAAUUAAAAUAUUCGAGAAAUCAGUCGAAACGGCCAAUGGCCAAGACUGGUUUUCUUGGUCUUUUUGGAGAGAAAGUAGAUGCAAUUGAAUAUCAGACAGCUGAAAUUGAGAGACUAUCGAAAGAAAUAGCUGAAGAGAGUGACAGGGUAAAACAAGAUCCAAAGUCUAUCAUGCCAGCAGCAUUUGUUUCCUUCAAAACCCGAUGGGCUGCUGCUGUCUGUGCGCAAACACAACAAUCGAGAAAUCCAGUUGUGUGGUUAACAGAGUGGGCUCCAGAGCCACGAGAUGUUUAUUGGGAUAACCUGGCAAUCCCCUAUGUUUCAUUGACUAUUAGGAGGCUUAUUGCUAAUGUUGCUUUCUUCUUUUUCACAUUCUUCUUCGUGAUCCCUAUGACAUUUGUGCAAUCGCUUGCUAACAUUGAGGAUAUUGAAAAAUAUGCACCAUUUUUGAAGCCGAUUAUUGAAGUACCUUUCAUCAAGUCUUUCAUACAAGGUUUUCUAACUGGGCUUGCUUUGAAGAUUUUCCUCAUAGUUCUACCAUCAAUAUUAAUGACGAUGUCUAAAUUUGAGGGCUUUCUCUCUAUAUCCUCUUUGGAGAGGAGAGCUGCCACCAGAUAUUAUAUGUUCAACUUUGUGAAUGUUUUCCUUGUGAGCGUAAUAGCAGGAACUGCACUCCAACAACUCAAAAGUUUUCUUCAUCAGUCAGCAAACGCUAUCCCUAGAACAAUUGGUGUUGCCAUCCCGAUGAAAGCAACUUUCUUCAUUACUUAUAUAAUGGUAGAUGGCUGGGCUGGUGUUGCAGGGGAGAUCUUAAGACUGAAACCACUGAUAAUCUUCCAUUUAAAGAACUUCUUCCUGGUGAAGACUGAAAAGGAUAGAGAGGAGGCAAUGGAUCCUGGAAGUGUUGGUUUCAAUACGGGUGAACCUCAAAUACAGUUGUAUUUUCUUUUGGGUCUUGUCUAUGCUGUGGUGACACCGGUUUUGCUUCCUUUCAUAUUGGUUUUCUUUGCCCUCGCAUAUGUGGUAUUUCGCCAUCAGAUCAUAAAUGUGUACAACCAAGAGUAUGAAAGUGCUGCAGCAUUUUGGCCAGAUGUCCAUGGACGUAUAAUAUCUGCCAUGGUCUUCUCACAGCUAAUUCUAAUGGGGUUAAUGAGUACAAAGGGGGCUGCUGACACAACACCGUUCCUUAUUGCACUUCCAAUAUUGACCAUCUAUUUCCAUAAAUUCUGCAAAGGUCGUUAUGAACCUGCUUUCGUCAGAUAUCCUUUACAGGAAGCGAUGAUGAAAGAUACUUUAGAGCAUGCAAGAGAACCAAACUUUUAUCUGAAAGGCUAUCUCCUUAAUGCUUAUACCCAUCCAGUUUUCAAGAACGACGAGGAUGAGGAUGAGGAUGACAUAAGUCAUGAAAAGUUAGAGCAGGAGGGCGUGCUUGUUCCUACCAAGCGCCAGUCUCGAAGAAAUACACCUGUACCAAGCAAAAUUAGUGGUGGUUCAUCACCUUCACUACCGGAUGUUGUUGAAGAGAACUUGCUGCCUUGA
Fraxinus pennsylvanica is the source of this 2325-nucleotide messenger RNA. NCBI's taxonomy places the organism in Eukaryota, Viridiplantae, Streptophyta, Magnoliopsida, Lamiales, Oleaceae. The record is from the annotation of a GenBank genome assembly.